Molecule: messenger RNA, 201 nt
Organism: Peronospora matthiolae
Lineage: Eukaryota; Oomycota; Peronosporomycetes; Peronosporales; Peronosporaceae
Source: the annotation of a GenBank genome assembly
AUGAAUAUGGCUGUUUUUUGGGGCGGAUGGCUAAAACUUUGUGGGGGUUUUCGUUGUGCGUUUUUUGGUCGAACAUUGCGGCCUGAAUCUCGACGCUGCGGUUGGAGAGUGUGCAUUCUCGACUUCGCCUGGUAUCUACAUGAGGCAUUACCUGACGAACAUACUCCGGAAGCGCGAGAGCGGAUUAACCACUAUCAUUGA